UCUGUCUGUCUGUCUCUCUCUCUCAGCCAACGUCUCUUCUUCUCUUUCCCAGUAUUCUGCGAAAAGGCUCUCUCUCUGGUUGUAAAUGAUAAAUGGAGAGAGCCAUAUUGAAACAGACUCUCACACGUGUUUCGCACCCUCACAGCUCUUCUAUUGCUACUACUACUACUACUACUAUUUCUACUACAACUGCUACUAGCACCACUACCUCACCCAGAGAUGCUUCACGGACCAGCAUUCCUUCCAACAAGUGCAGCAUCAAAUCUCCUGGCCGUUCUUCAACCAAAAGAACUGCAGCUGCUACAGCAUCAAAGGCAGAGGAGAAGCGUAAGUCAAGGACACCAACAGCAGGGCUCCAAAACACCAAAGGGACACACGGCAACAGGCAUCAGACCCAACGAACUCACCACAAUGUUAAUAACCAUAGUAAUUACAGCAAUGAAGACAGAAACAAGGGCUACAAUGACAACGAUGUUUAUUAUGAUGAUGUUGGUGAUGACAGACAAACUUGGAUGGCAACUGCUGGAUCCCACGUAGUUGAAACCAACAGCUUUCCACCACAUACUUUAGGCAAUGGGCUUGCGACAAACUACUGUGAUCUGCAGAAAUCAGCUGUCAAUGGUGAGCCAUCAUACCUUCCGACACGAACUACAGCAGCAGUUACUUCACACGAGGCAGACCAACUGCAAUUGGUGCACCGGUUUAAGGAGCUGCGUCGUCAACAGAUACAGCAGCAAGAGAUGCUGAUGCAGCAACAGAAACAACAGCUACUGCUCCUCCGACAGGAAAUGGAACAACGACAGAAGGUUAUGGCCAACCUCCAUGCAGGUAAUAGUGGAGUUAUUAUUUAGCACAAUGACCGGAUGGCCACCACUCCUGUUGGACUGGUCUGC
This is a messenger RNA of Octopus bimaculoides (California two-spot octopus), 893 nucleotides long. RefSeq lists its product as uncharacterized. Lineage: Eukaryota; Metazoa; Mollusca; Cephalopoda; Octopoda; Octopodidae. The record is from RefSeq and is a predicted model, not a curated record. Gene Ontology annotation, biological process: cilium assembly; centriole elongation. Gene Ontology annotation, cellular component: centriole; centrosome. Gene Ontology annotation, molecular function: tubulin binding.